Mitosporidium daphniae is the source of this 1602-nucleotide messenger RNA. RefSeq lists its product as uncharacterized. Gene Ontology annotation, biological process: rRNA processing. Lineage: Eukaryota; Fungi; Microsporidia. Gene Ontology annotation, cellular component: cytoplasm; nucleus; ribonucleoprotein complex. The coding region runs from base 1 to 1602 and encodes 533 amino acids. The record is from RefSeq and is a predicted model, not a curated record. The transcript has a single exon. Gene Ontology annotation, molecular function: RNA helicase activity; RNA binding; ATP binding.
AUGAGCUCCAGUUACAGUUACCAAUCCUCCAGCUCUUCCUCCGGAGAUUACUUUUCUGGAUCCUCUGCCGCUGCAUCUUCCAUGCCAUCGUCUUACAAUAGUAAAUAUGCAGAUCAGAAUAGCGGAUAUGGCAAUUCAUAUGGAUCUUCAAACAGUAAAAAAGACGACUUUGCUGGGGGGCUUCCAACGCAAUCGUGGGAAAAUAUGCAACUAGUGCCUUUUGAGAAAAACUUUUACCGUGAAGCCCCAAGCGUUUCGGCCUUGACGGCAUCCGAAGUUUUUGAGAUAAGAAAGUCGAUGGGAAUCACCGUUUCUGGCGAAAAUAUCCCAAAGCCGGUGGUAUCCUUUUCUGAAGCCUGCAUGCCUCCUUCGGUUCUUCGAGAAAUAGAAAGUCUAGGGUUUACCAAGCCGACUCCGAUCCAAGCUCAAGGAUGGCCGAUGGCCAUGUCCGGGCGCGAUAUGAUCGGCAUUGCCGAAACGGGAUCUGGAAAAACUCUUGCAUAUCUCCUACCUGCAAUCGUUCAUAUUACUGCACAGCCUAGCAUAAGACCUGGAGAUGGGCCCAUUUGCCUUGUGCUUGCCCCUACACGCGAACUUGCCGUUCAGAUUCAAGAAGAAUGCAGAAAGUUUGGACGUUCCGCCAGAAUUCGAUCUCUUUCUGUGUAUGGCGGGGUUCCAAAGGGCCCCCAAGCAAGAGAGCUGUCUCGUGGAGUGGAAAUACUUAUUGCAACUCCGGGCCGUCUUAUCGAUAUGCUCCGUGACAGUCGAACGAAUUUGAAGCGGAUCACGUAUCUGGUCCUGGACGAGGCAGAUCGUAUGUUGGAUAUGGGAUUUGAGCCCCAAAUCAGAGCCAUCGUGGACCAAAUCAGACCAGACCGGCAAACGCUCAUGUGGAGUGCCACUUGGCCAAAGGAGGUUCAGCGCUUAGCGGCCGACUAUUCCCGCAGCCCGAUUCAAGUGAACAUUGGGUCUCUUUAUAUCUCUGCAAAUCACAGAGUGCGUCAGAUUGUGCGAGUCUGUUCUGAAGACGACAAAAGAACAUUUAUUCUGCGAAACCUUGAAAACAUUUCUCGCGAGACCCAAAACAAAACCAUCGUUUUCACGGCAACAAAGCGAACCGCAAAUGAUUUGGCUCUUUUUCUCAAGCGUGAAGGAUACUCUGCCCUCGCAAUUCAUGGUGACAAAACCCAAGCUGAUCGCGACUAUACGCUUGCUCAGUUUAAAACGGGAAGGUGCUCGGUGAUGGUUGCAACGGACGUUGCUGCUCGCGGCCUUGAUGUGAAAGACAUUCGAUUUGUGAUAAACUACGAUUUCCCCUCGUCUGUGGAGGACUAUGUCCACCGAAUCGGAAGAACGGGAAGAGCCAAUACAUACGGCACUGCCAUCUCGUACUUCACGCAGGAUAAUUCCAGAUGUGCAAAGGAUCUUAUUGCUGUGCUGAAAGAGGCCAGCCAGGAAGUGGACCCCGACAUCGAAAACAUGGUCCGCAACAGAGGCGGGGGCCGUUCUAAUGCCUUCAACUCGCGCUAUGGAUCCGGGGGUGGCGGUGGCGGCUCUAGAUACAACACCAAUUCCUAUUCUAGAGGCGGCCGUCGCUGGUAA